Molecule: messenger RNA, 3043 nt
Organism: Sceloporus undulatus (fence lizard)
Lineage: Eukaryota; Metazoa; Chordata; Lepidosauria; Squamata; Phrynosomatidae
Gene: TTC16
Product: tetratricopeptide repeat domain 16
Exons: 13
Coding region: 245-2188 (647 amino acids)
Molecular function (GO): protein binding
Source: RefSeq, a predicted model, not a curated record
GAUGACCUUUGCUUUGGGGUCUCUUCCAUCUCUAUGAUCCUGGAGCAGAUGCUGAUUUUCUCCUGGGAUUCCUUAGUGGGCGCUAGAGGGCGCUCUAACACAAGGGAUCUCGGUGGACGCCAGUUUUCAGUAGCUCUCUUUCUCCCUCUAGUGGCCGCUCUGAGAACAGCAGCCACCUGCCAGACUGUUUUCUUUCUGGUUCGCUUGGCAACCAAAGAAGGCCCAGUUGCAGAGAGAGUCAACUAUGGAGGAGGAGGAGGAGAAAGAGAAAGAGGAGGAAAAGAAGGCAGAAAGUGUUAAACAAAAGGAGGUGAAGAUGGCGACCGUUUACCUCGGAUUCUUCCCCACCGCCGUCACCCAAGAAAAACUUGAAGAAGCCCGCGAGGAAUCCAUCCGUCGCAUUUUUGGGUCCACCGAUACCUUGCGCUUUAUGAAGAGCAGCCAGAACGUGGGGACUUACAAAGGCAUCCUGCAGAAGAAGACAGAAGAGCACUGCCAGGAAGGAAACCAGUACUUCUCUCAGGGAGAAUGGGAAAGAGCCAUCACCUGCUUUUCCAAAGCCUUGAAUCUGGACCCUAAGAAGGUGGAACUGUAUGAGCAGAAGGCCGAAGCUUUCCUGCAGCUCUGUGACUUCCAGUCCGCCGUGAUGCAUCUCCGGAAGGCCUAUUCCAUGUCGCCGAGGAAGGAGAAUAUCAGCGCCCGCCUUGCCUUCAUUUUGCAGCUACAGGGCCAGUGUCUAUAUGAGCAGAGUGCCUACUUGGAGGCCUUGGAGGCCUUCACCCACGCCUUGGAACUGCAGCCUAGGAAUACAUUUUUUCGCAUGAGGAGCAUUGCCUGCUUAGGUGCCUUGAAACGAUACAACGACUGCCUCCAGAUGGUCAACGAAGAAGUUGCUCAAGAAAAGAACCCAGACCUCUUUGUCCUGAGGGCUCGACUCUAUGAACAUUUUGGGAAGGUUACCUUGUGUUUCCACAACCUUCAAGAUGCCAUUGCGUUAGAACCAGGGCACACUGAAGCUUUGGCCAUGCUGAGUAAUUUGAAGAAGGAGGCUCAAAAAUCCAGGGACCAAGCCGUGAACAAGGCGGUGAAAGGAAACCUGAAAGCAGCCCUGCUGAAAAUCAACCGGGCCAUAGACUACAACCCUCUGGAUGCAAAUUACUACCUCUUCAGAGGAAGCAUCCUGAGGAGGCUGAAGGACUUCAAUGCAGCCAUCGACGACUACCUCAAAGCUGUGGAGCUCAGCCAGGAGGAGGAAGGCAGCGAGGUCCGGUCCACAGCCCAGAAGCAGAUGCUGCUGACGUACAAUGACUUUGCGGUGCACUGUUACGGCAAGGGUUGCUAUGAAGAGGCUGUCCUUCUCCUCAACAAAGCCAUCAAGGGGGAGAAGAAUGAGAAAGGGCUCUACAUGAACAGAGGAGACUGCUUUCUCAAACUGGGUGAGCUGAACUUUGCGAUGGCCGACUACCAGCAAGCCCUGGCGCUCAGGCCUUUGGACCCUUACCUGCAGAAGCGCAUCGCUUGGCUGCACAAUGAAAUGGGACUUCAGGAUUUUCAAGAGAGGCGAUACUGGCAGGCCGAAUCACAUUUCUCCUGCGCCAUUGAGAACAACCCGCGUGAGGUGAAGUAUUACCUGCAUCGGGCCAAGAGCCGCAUGUUCCUGCAGGAGGUGAUGGGCACCAAGGAAGAUCUUGCUACGGCUCUCCUCCUGGAUCCAGGGAGAGCGGAGACCCACACUUUGGUCCAUAACUUCUUCCCAGGGGAGCAAAUCCACUCAAUCGUCAGCGGUAAAAUUGGGGACCUUGCCAGAGCUCUUCUGGACCGGAGGCUGGCAGCCUGUCCAGGGCACAGUGCCCCGUCUAACCGUGAAGGUCUGGAAUCCAAAGGGAGAAAGUCACCAAAAGACAUAUAUAUUGAAAACAAAGACCCAGAGAUGGGUGAGGAAGAGGAAGAGAAGAAGAAGAAAGAGAAGCAGCCGGAUUCUGAAGAGAAGAAGCUGUAUGAGAAAGUCAUUGCUUGCCAGAUGAAGACUAACAAAGUUAGCCAGGAGGUGAAGAAAGUGCUAGAGAAAAGGGCCUCUCUAGAAUCACACGCUGUGCGUCUGGACCGAUACCCAAGCCUUCCCGAAAAGGUGAGCUCAAAGGAACCAUACCAAUGGAAGAAGGUCAGCCGCAGCACCAUCCACUUCUAAUCGCAUCGCUCAGUGUCGCAUUUUGGUGAAAGACUCGGCGGUAGUUUGCUGCCAUUGUCCCACUAAACCUGGCUAUCAUCCUCUUGGUCAGUAGAAACAGAGUGUUUCAUUUCUACUUCCAAGUCAGCAAGGCUGUGAAAGCUUGCUUCCAAAAAGCUAGCGUGCCUGUCUUACAAACAUCUCCUGCUAAUCUCAAACGGGAUUAUGACCAACGGCUGGCAUCACACAACACUUGUCCCUUCCAUUUUGGUGAGUUCGAGAAGCCAUCUCCAACCACCUUGCUUUUCCCAACAUUAUUUUAUUUAAGGUGCCACAGCUAAGCCCUUGAGUUGCUUCUAUUUGUUGCAAAGAAUACCAGGAGGCAAGACAAAACUUGAAGUAUUCUAAUCCCUUUGCAAUUACUGAGAGUUGAUUUCAUAACGAAAUCAGCCCUGAAUGACCAGACAGGGCAGCUCUUUUCCAGUUCUGUAGUUACGGCCGAUACCCAAGUUGUGUCAGUUUCAAAAUGGGAAUGUGAAUGCCUUGUAUCACAGACCAGGCCAUAUAUUUCUAUAUUAGCACCUCACUUCUCAUGUAACAUGGUCGCUUUAGACCUCUAAAAACAAAUCCGUUCCUCCACCACCAUCUUAAACACAAUCCUGUCUUUCCAGAUCUUGACACCUGCGGCUAUGUUUUUAUAGUACCCUGUAUUUCAUACCAAGCUUAACCAAGGCUCUUUGAGAGGUUGCAACCCCGUUUUGGAAAAUGUGGGGGUUGUUUGUAUUUGCAUUCCUUUCAAUGCAGAUGCACUUGUUUGUGGUUUUAUUGCAGGGAUGCUAAUAUAUGUUGUUUUAAAAGGGUUGUGGAAAGUGUAUA